AUGGUGACAGCUACAAAGACCAAUGGUUCCAUUGGAUCUCCCAGUGCAGGUGCCAAAGAAGCUAACAAUACCAGGUUUCGACACCGUAAAAUCUCGGUCAAACAGCGACUCCAAGUUUACCAUGCGUCGGACCUACGAAAACUUGACAAAGAUGAGCUGCAGCAACGAGAACUCGUCGAGAUCGAAACCGGAGUGGACAAAAACGAAGAGAAAGAGGAGCAUUUGCAUCGCAUUUUACAGAAAAAUCAGCUAGCUCGCACCGAACUUUAUAUUCCUACACCCGAUGCAUCCCGUACAUGGCCCGAAUAUGCACUUUUUUACCAAGGAACGUUCACAGAGCCUCAAAGCUACAUCAGGUUCUCCGCUACCGUCGAGGAUUGUUGUGGGAACAGCUACAACAUAGAUGAGCGCGAUGAAGAGUUUCUUAACUCCACGUUUGGAACAACCACAAAUUCGAAACCCGAACUUUCCGAAAACGAGUUCGAACUUUUGUGCAGCAGUUUCGAGACCGCUAUUCACGAGAGACAACCGUUUCUUAGCAUUGACCCCGAAAACAUUUUAACGCUCGAGGAAAUUAAACCGACCAUCCUGCAACGUGACCUUGGCGAUGCGGGCAUCAAAAACCAUUUGGCCAAAGAAAUUGGACUACAAUCACCACAUCGUUUUGCAACUCAGUUUGAUACCCCCAGUAGUCAAGACUGUCGCUCUUUGCAGAUUUUAGUGGAGAAAUAUGGCUCUCAAGUUUACCAGCACUGGAAAACUCGAAAAAUUGAAGCCCAUGGUAACGAAAUCAGUCCACAACUCAAGUUUGAAAAACAUGGCGGGGAACGCGAUGAAAAUGAUCCGUACGUGUGUUUCCGCAGACGUGAGGUACGACAGGCCCGUAAGACCAGAAGAAUUGACUAUCAAAAUAGUCACAAAUUGCGACUUUUACAACAACAGUUACAAUACACCAAGAAACUCGCGUUGCUGGUUGCAAAAAGAGAGCAAACCACAUUGGACAUAUUGGACCAGGAUCUAAGAGUGCUCGAAUUACGCCGUGACAUUAAACCCGUAAAACGUGCAUUGGGUAUCAAGGGCGAAGAUGAUAAUCUACUGGUUGAUACUAAGAAACGGAAACUUGUCAGCAAAGUUAUUUUGAGCACUCCGGUCGAAACCACGUCUAAGAAAACGAAAGGUAAACUUAAGAAAACUCCAGCGGAUUCCACAAGUUCCAAGCAUGCCGCUUCGAAAACCAGUAAACAAAGCCAGCAGGCCCAACCGCCCAAUCAGCAAUCCGCACAACAGCAAUUGCAGCAGAAAAAUUUACAGCAAGCACACCAACAGCAGCAGCAGCAGCUGCAACAACAACAGCAAGCGCACGCCUCUCAGCAACAGAAACAACAAGCCAAUUCUGUGGCUGCUCAUGUCUAUGUCAAACUUCCUAGUUCCAAGAUCCCGGAUAUCUUACUGGAGGACGUGGACAAUCUGCUGGUUUCCAAGGAGAAAAGUGCCAAAAACUAUGUGGAAGAAAGGAUGCGUAACCGUAGACUCGAAGACGGUGACUUGUUUUUCAACCUGACCGAUGAUCCUUACAACCCGGUUUUUGACAUCACCGUUCCUGCAAACGUUUCUGCCAGCAACGCGCCAUUUUCGUCAAUUGCAUCUUCCAAGUUCGAGGCCCAAAGAUCCUACUACGUGCCAAAGCUGGAAGACUAUCUGAGUGGAACUUCUAAGGAUGUCACUAUAGUCGGUAAAGAAGGCGAUAUUGUGAGCAAUCCUAAAAUCUCCAGGAUCGAGCGGUUCAAUCCUUUCCAAGACGACAGCGAGGUUUACACACGGGAACUGCCCUUCAAGCUUCGAAGACGCGUGGGCCGUUUGGGGAUCGAAUAUAUCGAUAUGCUCAAGCCGCGCGACAGUUUCACACCCGUCAGCGAGUUUAUGGAUCUUUCAGAGAUCGAUGCUCAAGAGCGUAAUAAUGACGUUGUAGACGUUUACGACUCCAAACUGGACGCACUCACCAGACUGCACGACCGAUGGAAACACGAGUCCGACCACAACAGCUACGGUGCCUAUUUUUCGCACGAGCCAGCGCGACUCAACCAGAUUUCCAACGAAACGCAAACCAUCCGUUUCGGGACUAUGCUGGGGAGCAAAUCGUACGAGCAGCUGCGCGAUGCCACUUUCAAAUACCGCCAAGACGUGUACAGUCAACGUCGGGUUCACAAGGGCUUUGCCUCUCCGAAACACCAUGCCAAAAUGAACAACAAUUCUUCUUCUCCUACUGCGUCGUCGUCUUCUGCGUCGUCCACACUGAAAAAGAGCACAACUGCCAAUGCAGCGGCAGCUGCAAAACAGCAACAGCACAUCACAUCUGUGAACUAG
This is a messenger RNA of Lachancea lanzarotensis, 2364 nucleotides long. It is a transcript of the gene EPL1, whose product is annotated as LALA0S08e03818g1_1. Lineage: Eukaryota; Fungi; Ascomycota; Saccharomycetes; Saccharomycetales; Saccharomycetaceae. The record is from RefSeq and is a predicted model, not a curated record. Gene Ontology annotation, biological process: regulation of transcription by RNA polymerase II. Gene Ontology annotation, cellular component: piccolo histone acetyltransferase complex. The transcript has a single exon. The coding region runs from base 1 to 2364 and encodes 787 amino acids.